UCCUCCUUCCAGCGCCCAUCGCCCUCCUUCCUUCUUCUUCCCACCGAUCGUCAUCACAUUGGUACUAGUACUCCUGGUAGGCUAGCAACAGGAGCCACCUUCUUGCUGCCAUGGACAAGCAGAGCGUCGUGUGGAGACAGCUGCACCAUCAGCAGCAGCAGGCCGGCGGCGCGGCGGGCGGCAAUGCCGUCGCUGGCGCCGGUGCGGCGACGACGACGACCGCGCCCGUCCGGCCGAGCGGCGCGCGGUGGACGCCCACGCCGGAGCAGGUCAAGAUCCUCAAGGACCUCUACUACGACUGCGGCAUCCGGUCGCCCACGGCGGAGCAGAUCCAGCGGAUCGCGGCCCGGCUCCGGCAGUACGGCCGGAUCGAGGGCAAGAACGUCUUCUACUGGUUCCAGAACCACAAGGCCCGCGAGCGCCAGAAGAAGCGCCUCGGCGUCGACGUCAACGCCUCCCCCCUCGCCGCCGCCGCCGCCGACGUCCUCGCCCUCUCCCCCUCCGGUGCGGCGGCCGGCUUGUACGGCGCCGGCAACUGCGGCGGUCGCGGCGCGGCCGUCCAUCCUGAUGCGAGCGCCACCACCACUUGCUGGGGAGACAGCACCCUGCAGGAUUACAUGGGCGCGAGGAGCACGGCGGGAGCGGGCAACCACGGCGGCGCCGCCACAGCACCUACGCCGUGGCCAGCGAGCUUCCCUUUCUCCACCAACCAGACGCCGCGGGAGCUCCCGCUCUUCCCGACCGGCGGAGGCCGGCAAGAAAGCGCGGACGACUUCCACGGCGGCGGCUACCAUCACCAGCCCAACAACUCGCAGUGGUGGGGAGCUGCCGCCGCCAGCAACACCAACGCCAUGGCCGUCCAUCACCAGCAUCAUCACCACCAGCUGCAGCAGCAGCAUUUGCAAGAACAGCAGCAGCCGCAGCACAGCUUUUACAACAGCAGCGGCAACCAGCAGCAGAUGAUGAUGAUGAUGCCCGUCCAGGACGCCGGCACCUCCCUGGAGCUCACUCUCCGUGCCCCUUACAUGUGAGGGCUGUCCUUGCCUACUGCUCCCAGAGUGCUCCCGUCAUUGUCCUAUGCAUGAUCCUAUCUAUCUACUCGUACUAGUUACUUACAGUUAGAAGCAGUAUGUGGAAGCAUGUCCAUGUCUGGAACUUGUAGGGUUUAAUGGUAGUGUGGUCCCUAAACCCUCAAACUGGUAGUGCACUCUGCACUGCAUGCCAAAUGCAACAGGCAGUGCAUGGUGCAGCAACCAGUGUGUGUGGUGAGUUUGCUACUGUUUGGUUGCUUACUUGGUUGUAGCCAAAGUCCAAAGCGUGUGUGUGUGUGCCCGGGGCAAAGUGUGUGUGGGUACUAGCGCGCUUGUCACAGGAGGAGGUAGCACCAUUGGUGUCAAGCUUGUCUCUCCCGUUGGUGCCCUUCCAGAUAGAGGAAAAAGUUAUCCUCCGGUCUGAUCACCUGUUGAGAUUUAUGGACUGUGGGUUC
Molecule: messenger RNA, 1486 nt
Organism: Triticum aestivum (bread wheat)
Lineage: Eukaryota; Viridiplantae; Streptophyta; Magnoliopsida; Poales; Poaceae
Product: WUSCHEL-related homeobox 1-like
Exons: 3
Coding region: 111-1031 (306 amino acids)
Biological process (GO): plant organ development
Molecular function (GO): DNA-binding transcription factor activity; DNA binding
Source: RefSeq, a predicted model, not a curated record